CUUGGACCUUGGAUUUUCUCGAGAUGGGUCAAAAUUGCAACAUUGUUGACGCUGGUUUCUCUUCAUGCCCUUGUUUCGUUUCUAAUUUGAAUAUGAACAGUACAGCCAACAUGGAAUAACACAGGGUAACAUCCUUUUGCAAUUAUGGAGGCCCAGUAGCCUUUGGUAGCAUUGUUAGGCUACACUUGGCUUGGUUUGAGCUUGGGAUUCAAGUAGAAGUUAACAACCAGGCUCAGAUCAACUCUCCUCAACACUGGUUGCUUAAAGUUUGCUGACACUGCUUCUCUAGGACCCCAAGAUGCAAAUACAUCAACAGGUUCCUUCAUCUCAAGAAUCCAGCUACACAUUUUUCCUGUUGUUAAAUCCAACAAUUUAACAGCUCAUCAAAAACCUGUAAAAGGAAAAAAAAAUCAAAAGUCAUGACGAAUACCAAGUUGGACAGCGACUGCACGCCACGCUGUCGCUCUACAAAGUGCGCAGCUAACUUGAUCUCUGUAAUAACACGAGGGACAACUCAUCAGAUCAAGUGUUACUUCAACACCUGCCAGAAUGCCUCGCAUGUGUCUGACAGGUUUGGCCGCAACGCCUUGCACAUGGCAGCAUCUUGCGGCAAGUUUGAGAUUGUGGAUUGGUUGUUGUUGGAGAAGCAUGCAAGUCUUAGUGCCGAGGAUCUGGAGUCAGGUUGGACGGCACUGCAUCGCAGUAUCUUCCAUGGGCAGGUCAUAGCUGCAGUUUACCUCAUUCAUCAUGGAGCCAGCUUGGAGAAACACGACAAUGAGAACCUGACAGCUCUAGAACUUGCCAUGAAGGAUCACCCUAAGUAUGCACAGUAUGAUCUGCAUGGCCCUAGCCAGGUGUAUACAUGGGGAAGCAAUGCUAACUUCACCUUGGGCCAUGGUAGAGGACAGAGUCGAAGCCAGCCAGAUAUUGUGGACCAGCUAAAGAAAGAUGAGCAGAGCAUCAAACAAGCAGUGAUGUGUAAAUUCCACACAGUGUUUCUGAGCCAGUGUGGUAGGGUCUAUACCUGUGGACUUGGACAAGGAGGACGUCUUGGUCAUAACAAUGAGGAGGUUUGUCUGAAACCACACCCUGUGAAUGCUAUGGAGAAGAAGGUGUGUGAAACUGUAGCUGCAGCAAGAGACCACACUAUGUUCCUGUUGGAUGAUGGUACAGUUUACUCCUGUGGUCAGAAUAGCCACCAUCAGCUUGGCCAUUCCUCACUGGGUGUUAAGGCUCUCACACCAAAACUCAUCUCUAGUAAACAGCUUAAGAAUAAGAGCAUUGUAGGUGUGGCUGCAGGGCGUUUCCAUUCAGUCAUGUACACCAAGGAGGCUCUGUUUACCUUUGGAUUGAAUGCUGGACAACUUGGGCAUGUCAAAGGUGAGAAGUACAUUGUCUUCCCACGUCAUGUAACCACCCUGCAUCAUGACAAAGUGCAUCUGAUUCAUGUUACAACAAGUGAUGCUGCAACAGUGUGUGCAACAUUAGCAGGAGACAUCUAUGUACUGAAUGAGUACCAAUGUCGUAAAGUUGCAUCCAAACAGCUGAAUUUGCUGAAGGUUGUUGCCUGUGGAGGAUCAUUGGAUUCUGAUCUUGGUGAAGGAUCAAUAGAGAAACAUGGAGGGACUGAGCUGAUCUUAUUAGUCCUCAAUCAAAGUGGAUUGGUGCACAGUUGGCGAUCUAGCAGCCGUACCCUCAAACGUUGUAUGUGGAACCGUAAACGUCAAGUCUACAUGUCUGACAUCGCACUGAGUAGUCAAGGAGUCCUCUUCUGCACAGAGGAUGGAGAAGCUUUCUCUGGGAGGUUCCUCUUAAAAAAGAAACUAACAUCUCCAAGCAAUACCAAAGAUACAACUCAGCAUACCGUCACCCCCCAGCACCCUGCCUCUCCCCCACCCAUGGGGGAGACAAUAUCACCUUUUAAAGAUUGGUCUGGAAAUCCUGAAGAGACGGAGCGUGUUAGUCUAAAUAGACUCCCUGUAGUACACAGAGCUACACGGGUAGCAUGUGAACCUAAUGGCUUGAACUUUGCCGUCAUCCAAGCGGACCCUAAAGCCAGUUUAACUGAGGUACCCAUGGUAGGGCCAUCUGUGAUAGUCAAGCAUAUGUCCCAGCUAUUGGCAGAGGGAGAUCCAACUGACCCUAUACAUGAUGUCAUUAUUAAGGUUGGUCACAAGACGAUAGCAGCUCACAAAUAUAUCCUAGCACUACGCAGUGAUUACUUCCGCUGCCUCUUCCUUCAAACUCCGCCCUCUAACACCACACCAAGCAACACCAUGGCAGUCCUCCCUGAUGAAGUACACAACGUCUCAGACAAAACUGACUUCCAGACUCUGACUCAUCUUCUCCAAUACAUCUACACAGAUACAUGCGAUGUAUUCAACCCAGGCUACGGUCAUCACACACCAGGGGUGUCAUUAACUUCAUCAGAUUUCAAUGUCAGUGAUGACUUUGGCAACUUGACUCUGAAUGACCACAACAGGAACAGAUCUGCAUUUGGAGUUUACAGAGAAGAAAGGGAGAAAGGCGGCAGGAAGGAUGGACGGAAGGAUAGGGGGAAGAAAACAAAGAAAGGAGGGAAGAAGUCUGAUGAGAUUGAUGCCAUGAUUCCAGUGAGGAAUUUGAUUGAAGUAGCUAAGAAGUUUGGUGUUGGAUCCCUAGUAAAAAGGUUGGAUCAGGUCAAAUACAGAGAUGGUCGCCUGCAGAAUUUCCGACCAAGCUCAAAGAGGCUUGGUUUCAACCGACGGCAACUCUCGCAGUUGGUUGAUGUGGUGCUCUCUUCUGAAGAAGGAAUCCUAUUCCCAUGUCAUAAGUGUAUACUGGUUGCCAGACUUGAGUAUUUCCAGGGCAUGUUAGGAUCAGGCUGGAUUGAGGCCUCGUCAAGUGACCCAUUGAAGAUGCCCAUUCCUUCAGCCAUGUUGUCUAUUAUACUGGAGUAUAUCUACACUAAUGAUGCACCGAUGGUUAGAUCAUGUACUGAUAUAGAGUUACUGUGUAACACACUGACAUUGUCUGAUCAGCUGCUCAUUGGUCGACUCAAGGAGAUAUGCGAGGUGGCUCUUGUUGAUCUAAUUUCCCUGAGGAAUGUGGCUGAGCUUCUUGAGUUUGCAUCUCUCCAUCGAGCUGAGCAACUCCAAAAGACUUGUCAUCAGUAUAUUGGUCUGAACUUACCAUGUUUACUGGAAGCGAGGGCGCUGGAGGUACUGAGCAAUGAUGUACUGCUGCAACUCACAAAGACUUAUAAAGAAAUGAUUCCAUCCAUGCCUUAUCGCAUUAUCACUCCAUACCAAGACGCACCAGACAUCACUUACAUACAAGAGGAACCAUCCAUAAACAACAACAGCUCCACUAAUGUCAAAGAUCAAGAGGUAAGUGAUAUGAUCACUUUCGACCAAGGGAACUUUGACGAGAUCAUCAGAAAGGCGAAAGCGAGGAGGAAAAUCGGACGAAGAACGAGCACUGGCAAGAGGAAGAGUUUAUCCUUCAGCAAUUCCAAAGAUAACUUGGAUGUUGCGGCACUACCUGAUGUGAUUCCCAGAACUGGUGCCAUGGAAACAGACGACUUACUGAAAGAGAUGGACCUUAGUGAAGAUGGCGACAGCCUCUUGAAACACAGCUCAAUACCUUCUUCGUCAGACUCAUUCCAAGACGGUGUCUCCAAAACAGAACAGAAAGAAACUCCGGAAUCCAACAUGGAUGCAUUACAAACGAGCACUCCUGAACUUCAGACAGGAGUUACACGGAGCCCAGAGGGGCAGUGGGUGAGGAAAGAAAGGUCAGAGGUCAUAACUGUCAAGCGAACAACAAGCUUUUCAAUGGACUUUGAUGAGAACCAGCAGAAGGGAUGGCAGAGUCCUAGUAUGCCAGAUGUGACUGGAGUAGACCUCCGCACCAUCAUGCAAUCAGAGGCAUCCUUAUCAACGUCUCCCCGGAAGAUCCCCUCCUCCCAAAGAGUCAACGCACAUGUAGCUAAGAAGUCACAGAAACAACGCAAGAAGGAUUCAGAAAGGGCAGCAGAUAGUGUGACAUCACCAACCAUUCCAUCUCCCAUUGAGGAAAAGAAAUCAGUGUGCCCAUGGGGGCGUACACCCGUCAGUUCCUCAUCCUCGACAUCAUUUAGAGAACUACAGGUAGAACAGCAAAAACUCAAAGGAAGUGCCUCAUCAGUAACCAUGGCAACAUCACCACCUUCAAAGUCCAGGAAAGUUGCCCAACAGUUCAGUUUUGGAAUUGUAACUCACACCAGGCAAGCCUCGGAGUCUGAUCACAUCACAUCAGAUGUUGCAAGCCCUCUUGAGGCCAUUCAUGUGGAGGUGCCUGAAAAUCCAUGGAUUCUUGGCGCCAGCUCUCCUCCAGCCAGUCAAGUCAGCUUCUCUGAGAUUAUCAAGAAAGAAAAUGAGCAGCAAGAAUCACUUACUAAGACACUCAAGAAACCAUUCUCACUCAUUCAGAUUGAAGAGAAGGCUUUGGAAGAACUACGUGCCUUUUACCGCACCCAGGACAACAUGGAUGAGUUCAUCACUGUAGAGAGAGCCUCUAAAGUCAUUGCUACUCCCCUAUGGAAGAAAGAUCAAGACAAUAGCUGACAAGUUUUAUACACAACUAUAGUAAUGUUUUUGGGUGGACAGUCAAAACGAGCUCACCUUGGUAACGGAAGUUGACAACUAGCUCUCGAGGCAAAGCUGAAGGAACUAGUUUGUCAACUUCCAAUACUUUGGGAGCUCAUAUCAAUGGUCAAUUCUAAAUAAACAAUAAACUGGACAUCCAUUGUAGCUACAGAACUUGGCUCCCAUACUGUAACUAUUGAUUUUGUGUUUAAAAAAAGCCAGACAUCAAUUUUGUCCGUUUCUCUUUUUUCAAGAACAAUGUAUGUAUGACAUACAGGGGCGUUGCCAGGGUAUAUUCUUUAGGAGAGGUGUUGAAGCCACUUUGGUGACCGACAAUUAUUU
Asterias rubens (European starfish) is the source of this 4949-nucleotide messenger RNA. RefSeq names its product inhibitor of Bruton tyrosine kinase-like. The record is from RefSeq and is a predicted model, not a curated record. The transcript has 20 exons. NCBI's taxonomy places the organism in Eukaryota, Metazoa, Echinodermata, Asteroidea, Forcipulatida, Asteriidae. Bases 420 to 4586 code for a protein of 1388 amino acids. Gene Ontology annotation, molecular function: protein binding.